CAUCACAAGAACAGUCCUCGUAGAAAGUUGAGAUCGGACAUCAAUGUCUUCUUCAACGAACUCUACAGUGACAAAUAUUGGUUUGGAAUGGACGUCGGAGGACAAUUCUUCUUCUGGCUCUCAAGAUUCUGUCAUGUUAGUUCCAUACUCUGUUUCUGCUUUCGUUGCCCUUUUAGUUCUGCUUAGUUUCAUGAUUGUGGCCACGGCCAUUGGAAAUGCUUUGGUUUGUAUCUCAGUUUACUUGGUAAAGAAGUUGCGACAACCGUCUAACUUCCUGCUGGUUUCGUUGGCGGUUUCAGAUCUGUGUGUAUCUCUCCUCGUCAUGCCUUUUGCCCUUCAUUAUGAGUUAACGGGCAGCUGGAACCUUGGUCCUGAAGUUUGUGAUAUGUGGGUGGCCUUUGACGUCACCAGCUGCACAGCCUCCAUCUUGAACCUAUGUAUGAUUAGUGUGGAUCGCUAUCUGGCUAUAACCAAACCACUCACGUACGGGGUCCGCAGGACUUCCCGCAGGAUCUGUCUCUGUAUUGCUGCUGUGUGGGUGUUGUCGUGCCUCAUCAGUGUACCACCUCUAAUAGUUCUGGGUAACGAGCACGGUACUCCAGCAGAACCGACUUGUGAAGUGAGCCAGAAUUUUGGCUAUCAGCUGUACGCCACUCUUGGCUCCUUCUACAUUCCCCUAAUGGUAAUGAUAUUCGUUUACCUGAAAAUUUACGUUGCAGCUAAGCGCGUAGUAGAAGCAGAGCAUAAAUCGCUCGUGUACGCUCAGCGUAAUGCUUGUAGAAAUGAAAAUGGCUACUGUCAGUCACAAGGACCGCUACUCAUUCAAAAGGUCUCUUCCGUAUCUACUGUCACAGAAAAGAAUCUUCUCUCUGGCUCUAAUACACAAGAUCCUUCCCAGAAUACCACUGGGAACCUCGUGGGCGUUGGAGACCUCCCGAGGAGUCAGCCCCAAAAUAAAUCAUCCAUGUGGAAGGAGAGAAAAGCUUCAAUUACUUUGGGCAUCAUCAUGUCUGCUUUCACCGUUUGUUGGCUACCGUUCUUCGUGCUAACUCUCCUCCGAGCCGUUGAUGAAGACAUGUUCAGUGUUUCUCCCUCGGUUCGAAGUCUGGUCCUCUGGCUUGGAUACAUUAACUCCAUGAUGAACCCGAUCAUCUACGUCACCUUCCAUCAUGACUUUCGGCGAACAUUCAAGGAAAUCCUAUGCCUUCGAUGUACUACCGUCAACGCCACCAUGAGGCAAGAAAGUGCAUUCGUCUAUUACGCUACAGACUGUGUUGUUCGACAUCCACAGAAAAAAAGUUUCGAAAUGGUUCCAGAACCUCUGAUACCCAUCUCAGUCGUUCCAAAGAAGAGCGGAGUGACUUAUAACUCUCAUGAGUCAUUCGUAUGAUAAGAGCUUUGUCUUCUGCUAAUUCAAUUCCUAAUUAUACUCCUUGUGGGCUCGGUACUGUAUCGAGUUAUUAUCAGCUUCACUUAGAAUUGAAUUCGUGCAGAAGGAUCGCAAUUCCCAGUUAGUAACUGAAUGUUUUCGACGUGCUGCUAUCAAGCACAGUGAGACCUCCUUAUUUAUCAUACCAAAAGCUUUAACACCAAGAGCUGAACAUACGUUUCUGGACUUAACCUCCCACAAUCUGAGGGUCGCGGGUUCGAAUCCGCAUCCCACCAAACAUGCUAGCCCUUUC
This is a messenger RNA of Limulus polyphemus (Atlantic horseshoe crab), 1682 nucleotides long. RefSeq names its product 5-hydroxytryptamine receptor 1-like. Lineage: Eukaryota; Metazoa; Arthropoda; Merostomata; Xiphosura; Limulidae. The record is from RefSeq and is a predicted model, not a curated record. Gene Ontology annotation, cellular component: membrane. The transcript has a single exon. Gene Ontology annotation, biological process: adenylate cyclase-activating adrenergic receptor signaling pathway. Gene Ontology annotation, molecular function: adrenergic receptor activity. Bases 44 to 1390 code for a protein of 448 amino acids.